Molecule: messenger RNA, 1599 nt
Organism: Cyphellophora attinorum
Lineage: Eukaryota; Fungi; Ascomycota; Eurotiomycetes; Chaetothyriales; Cyphellophoraceae
Product: Farnesylcysteine lyase
Exons: 1
Coding region: 1-1599 (532 amino acids)
Biological process (GO): prenylcysteine catabolic process; prenylated protein catabolic process
Molecular function (GO): prenylcysteine oxidase activity
Source: RefSeq, a predicted model, not a curated record
AUGAAGUCACUCGCGGCCCUCGUACUGCUUUGUUCAUCCAUAGCCCUUGCCGACAGCUUCCAAGAACCCCUCGCGAACCAGCGGCCACGGACGCACCGAGUCGCAGUAAUAGGAGGCGGCGCAGCCGGUGCAUCGACCGCGUACCACCUGCACAAGUUUGCUGGUGAACGUUCGCUGGAUACAACCCUCCAGGUCACGUUGUUCGAGAAAGAAAACCGUAUAGGUGGACGGACAACCACAGUCAAUGCACUGAAUGAUACACGCUUCCCUACCGAGCUAGGAGGUAGUAUCUUCGUCCGUAUCAAUCAAAUUCUCUACAACCUUACCCAGGAAUUCGGCCUGUCGACCGAUGCCAGGGUCUUUGGCGAUGAGGUCACUUCAGACUACGACCUGGGCGUAUGGAACGGUAAGGAGUUUGUGUUCAAGCAGAGCAACAGUGAUAGUCGAUGGCAGGGCUACUGGGACAUCGCCAAGCUGCUCUGGAAGUAUGGUCUGGCACCAGUUCGGACCAGGAAUCUCGCUCGCACUGUGGUUGACAAAUUCUUGAGGUUCUAUGAGAAGCCGCAUUUCCCAUUCGCGUCGCUCGGAAACGUGAUCGAGAACAAUGAGCUCCUCGAGUACAUCUCUAUGAGUGGGAAGGAUCUCCUCGCGGCAUAUAAUGCCGAUGGUGCCUUUGCUAAUGACAUCGUACAGGCUUCUACCCGUGUGAACUAUGCCCAGAAUCUAGACCAAAUCCACGGCGUGGAGUCCAUGGUUUGCAUGUCGACCGAAGGUGGCAUGAGCGUUGACAAUGGCAAUUGGCAGAUAUUCCACGAAGCAGUGAGGCACUCGGGAGCUGAAGCCGUCAUGGAUACGUCCAUCACCAAAGUCACCAGGAAUGCUUCGGAUUCGACAGCAUCUUACAUCCUCUCGACAAGCGACGAAACCGACUUCGGACCUUUCGACGCUGUCGUGCUCGCCGCACCGUAUCAAUUCGCCAAUAUCGAAUUCGACCCGCCUCUGAAACAUGUGCCGGAAAGUAUUGAUUAUGUCUCACUAUACGUCACGCUGUUUACCUCGCCACACUUCUUGUCACCAGCUUUCUUCGGCCUAUCGCCAGACUCACAAGCUGAAGUGCCGUCGACCGUCUUGACGACUCUCCCAGAAGACGCAGAUAAGGAUGAUGACUUGCACGACUUUUUUAGCAUUUCUCACUUGAGCACGUUAUACGCAUCCGAUGCCGCCGUUGCAGAAAAUGCCAAUUUGUCGAUCCCACAGAAUCUGUAUAAGAUCUUUUCGCACGGGCCUCUGACUGGGGAUUUCAUAUCGAAGCUACUCAACUUCGACCACACCUCGACUGCCGGCAAGUCGGAUCCCAUCUCAGAGCUGCCAUCCUGGGACGUCUCAUGGCAGCUGGAGAAGGUCUGGCACAGCUACCCUUACGAAAUACCGCGAACCGAGUUCGAGCGUAUCAAGCUUGAAGGCGAUGAUCGACAUGAUGGUUCUGGCAUCUGGUACACAAGUGGUAUUGAGAGCUUCAUCUCGACCAUGGAGACUAGUGCACUGAUGGGUGCGAAUGUUGCUGGCCUCAUUGUGCAGGAACUCGGGAAUCCAUAUUGA